Molecule: messenger RNA, 972 nt
Organism: Carya illinoinensis
Lineage: Eukaryota; Viridiplantae; Streptophyta; Magnoliopsida; Fagales; Juglandaceae
Product: V-type proton ATPase subunit c1
Exons: 3
Coding region: 126-620 (164 amino acids)
Biological process (GO): proton transmembrane transport
Cellular component (GO): proton-transporting V-type ATPase, V0 domain
Molecular function (GO): proton-transporting ATPase activity, rotational mechanism
Source: RefSeq, a predicted model, not a curated record
UUCCACGCCUUCUUGGAAAUUAGACGCAGAGAGAGGAAGGAGAGAUCCGAAGCUCCAAACUCUCUGAAACUAACCACGAUAUUUUCAGAUCGCCGAACGACGUCGUUGCAGAUCCACGAUCGAGAAUGUCUAAUUUCAGUGGCGAUGAAACGGCACCGUUCUUCGGCUUCCUCGGCGCAGCAGCGGCCCUUGUUUUCUCCUGUAUGGGAGCUGCCUAUGGGACAGCAAAGAGUGGCGUUGGUGUGGCUUCUAUGGGUGUGAUGAGGCCUGAACUGGUGAUGAAGUCCAUUGUUCCAGUUGUUAUGGCUGGAGUUUUGGGUAUCUAUGGCCUUAUUAUUGCUGUUAUUAUCAGUACUGGGAUUAACCCAAAGGCCAAAUCAUAUUACCUGUUUGAUGGUUAUGCACACCUCUCUUCUGGGCUUGCCUGUGGUCUUGCUGGGCUCUCUGCUGGUAUGGCAAUUGGUAUUGUUGGUGAUGCUGGUGUUAGAGCUAAUGCACAGCAGCCAAAACUUUUUGUUGGAAUGAUUCUCAUUCUCAUCUUCGCUGAAGCACUUGCCCUAUAUGGCCUUAUUGUUGGCAUUAUCUUGUCUUCACGAGCUGGACAAUCCAGAGCAGAAUAAGAGUGUUGCCAUGUUGCCGCAGAUUCUUGUUACUUCUGAUUAGUUUUAUUCUGAGGGGGGAUAUGAAUUGUCAGAGAGGUUAGAAAUUGCCAGGUAGCACCUGAGCAAGCUCUGGAAGAAGGAAUUAUUGGAAGUAGGUGCUCUGCUUAAAGUUUGGUGGUACUGUGCUUGUAGAAGUAGGAUUGAGUUUCUGUUGCUAAUAAAAGCUUGCGAACCUGUACUCUCGUUUGGUUUCAUCUAUUGUUGUAUUUUUCCAUAAGAACUUAUAACUGUUAUAGAAUUUAUGGUCAUGGACUGGUGCGUGCGUGUAUGGUUUUGUUAUCCCUAUCAAAUGUUGCUACAUCUGAGUCAA